Candidozyma haemuli is the source of this 7074-nucleotide messenger RNA. It is a transcript of the gene CSC25, whose product is annotated as Ras family guanine nucleotide exchange factor. NCBI's taxonomy places the organism in Eukaryota, Fungi, Ascomycota, Pichiomycetes, Serinales, Metschnikowiaceae. The transcript is spliced from 2 exons. Gene Ontology annotation, cellular component: plasma membrane. Gene Ontology annotation, biological process: Ras protein signal transduction; positive regulation of GTPase activity. Gene Ontology annotation, molecular function: guanyl-nucleotide exchange factor activity; protein binding. The coding region runs from base 1 to 7074 and encodes 2357 amino acids. The record is from RefSeq and is a predicted model, not a curated record.
AUGUCAUACGAGGAAAUUCCUCCUGACGUCGUGUCCCCUCACGAUGCUCCCACGCAGACUAUCCAACAGACACUCAAAUGCAAAGACACUGUGAUCGCCCUUUACGACUUUCCCGGAACCCAGCCUUCCCAUCUCCCGCUAGAUUUGGGAGACACCGUUUACGUGUUGGCAAAAAGCGACUCCGGCUGGUGGGACGGUGUGGUUAUCGCCAAUGGCGAACUACUGCGUGGCUGGUUCCCGCAUAACUAUGUCCGGUCGGUUAACUACGUUCAGCCGGUGUUAAACAAAUUGAAGUCCAAUAAGGAGAUAGACUCCAUUACUGCUGCCAAUACCGCUGCAAAUGUGCUUAUACCUUCGUUUACCAGUCUCCUACAACGGUCGCUAGUCGAUCUGGGUAAGAACAGCCCGGCCAGUAAUACCCGUAAGAAUUCCGUGGUAUCCUUUGCCUCCCUGGAAACUAGUAUAUCCGACCUGAAACUGCGUUCCAACCAGGCUCUUUCUGUCCAUACGCCUUCUCCAGGCUCAGAGGGAACUGAAGGCGCAUCUCCAGCUCCAGCCCCUGCCCUCCAUCAGCCUUCAUUUGCAUCUACGCUAUCGUCACACUCUGAAGAUAUCCCAGUGCCCCAAGAGGCACCUCCCCUCAAAUUCGUUCCUGUUGAAGAGGCUGAGAGAUUGACGCUAGAAGUGAAGCAAACAGAGGGUAAGAACAUUGUCUGGACUCCUCGUGGUACAACUUCUGGUAAUGUGGCUUUCUACUCAGAACAGCUCGAAGUGUACUGUGAGACGCUACCGUUAGUACCAUUUAUGCCCCACAUAGAUUUGGCAGGCGGAAACCUUGCCUUACCUACUGUGGAAGCCCUUCAUGAAAUUACCCCAGUGAAUGUUGUGAGGGAUGAUGAACCGGAAGAUGGUGAAACUCACGAUCGUUCAAACUCUAGCGUCAAGGGCUUUGACUUGAAGCGUGACUCCAAUGCAUCUUCCAUGUCGACUACAAGCUCGGUCUCGUCUUACCAUCAUUUCCUGCAACCAUUCUUCGCUACGAACGGCUUGUUCUAUAAUCUGUUUGAUGAUAUAAACAAGUGGACUGAGCUCAAAGAACACUUCAACUAUCUACUAGAUUUGACUUACAAAGCUUUAAAGGAUUCAAACAAACAGCUUUUCUCCAUGCAUCUUUCUCAGCUUACUAAAGUCGUCUCGAUAGUUCUCGCCGGCUCAAGACUAUGCCACCACGACUUUGCAGAUUCAAAAUACGAAAGUUCGAUUAGACGGAAGCUCAAGCGUAUCACUAAUGGCUUUUCCCAGCUAUACAUCAACGGGCUCCUUCAUUUAAGUGUUAUGCAUUAUUCAGUCGCUGCAUCAAAUGCAGAGCUCUUCAGUCUUGAUAUCCGGAGUUUGAAUAAGUCAACUGGUCCUACGCCCCAAGCAUCUACCAUACUGCCUUCUGAUUCAAUUGGUUCCGGUAAUACUGUACCUCAUCCUCGUGGAAGCCUGGCAGAAGAUUUGGAGAAGAUGGGCAGGUCUUCUGGUCUGGAAGUUUCUCAAGAUUCGGUAGAUUCAUACCUUCUGCAGAUUGAUCAUGAGGUCGAGGCUGUUAGGUCUAAUAUGAAUGGAUUGAUCAAAAUUUUCCUUCGGCUCAGCAAAGGUAAGAGAAUUACUAUCAAGGAUUAUGAUAGUUCUGAUGCAUCCGAAGACGAGGGAGAAGACCGUUACAAUGUCCUUCCGCAGGUAUAUCCCCGUUUUCUUGCGGACGAGUUUAAUGGUGGAAAUUGGUGUAACCCAUUCUUCACGAAUACGAAACCAUAUCUCAAUUUGAGUGGUGAGCACUUGAAGAACAGAUAUCAUCUCAAGAUAAUCAUCGAUAGUGUCGGAUAUGAACGUGUCAAACUGUCGGCAUCUGAAAUUGUCAAGAUAAGUUCGGAAACAUUGAACUACUUGGAACCCCAUAACCAGGAAAGGUACUACAAUGAACAACUAAGGAACGGAAGGAACGAGCAGAUUUUGCGUUUUAUCUACAAGUAUUUGCAUCACGCUAGCUCCAUGAUAGACCUAUUGGAAUCUUUUGACUUCACAGUUUUCUGUCUUAUCAAAAGAUCGUCUUCCGGUGACAGUUUAGGUAGCAAUGAAGAACCACGGGACGAUGCACAGCAUGAUGACAACACCACUGGUAACCUUACAUUUGAUUACCCUGUGGUCCUUGAGUUCUUCAAAGCGAAACAGUACUUUCACACUUUGGUAUCAAAGGUCAUCAUGUAUUCGCAAUCGCUUACUUUGGAUGAUCCUGAUGUGUUCACCGCUAUGAAGGAGGAUGACCCUGUACUUUAUAACAGAGAAACAAUCAAAGAUCCCCUUGAAAGAUCGGCGAUGGUUUUGAGUAAUAUAUUGAUGCAGCAGAAUAAGAUGAAGGCCCCAGAGGCCAUCACUCUUGACAAAGAUGAAGUGGUUUCCGAUUUACUUCUUGAAGGUAUCGACUUCUGCGAGCAUAUUACAACGUUGGUGCAACAACUUGUGGAAGAACGUGAGACAAUCUUGAAUUAUGCCACCAGAGUUAUGUAUGAUGAUUUCAAUGUGCAACUUCUUGUCAUCGAAAGAAACAAUACGGCUGCUGGUGACAAGAAUGAGGAUAGCGGCGCUCAAUAUUAUAGCAGCAAAAAGGGUAAUGAAGAUACGCCAUGGUAUUUGGAAGGUGACGAAGAAUGUGACUUAUUGCUCGAUAUUAAGGGCAACAUAAAGGGUGGAACAAAGGAGGCGCUUGUCGCUCACUUGACUCGUCACGAAUCACUUGACAGUGGCUUCAUUUCUGUUUUCCUCAUUACUCUCGCUACGAUGAUGUCAAUCGGCGAAUUUGUUCAGCUUCUUAUAAACAGAUUCAACAUGGAUGCGCCAGAAGGUUUGAGUUACGAGGAGUAUUUGGCAUGGAAAUCCAUGAAGCAAAGCAAAGUGCGUACCAAGGUUUUGGACAUCAUGAAGCUUUUAAUUGAUGUCCAUUGGUGUGACUCCUAUUAUAGCAUAACGGUGUUGCAACGUUGGUUAUCCUUUGCGCAGUUGCCGACGGUCAAGCGUUUCCCUGUUUCAGGCAAAAUUGCAGAAGGUAUUGAAAAGAUUCUUCGUGGAGAGAAGACUACUAGAAGACAAGAUACUGCUGUUGUGCUUGGUAAGCCUCCAGCUCCAAUUCUCAAGGGUUUCUCUAUCAAAAAGUUGAAACUUCAGGACAUUGAUUACAUUGAAUUUGCACGUCAAAUCACCAUUCGUGAAUUCCUGCUCUUCUGCCAGAUCAACAAGCUCGCAUGUAUCAAUAAGGUAUGGGGAAAGAAGUCUGGUCUUCAGGAAACUAUUGAGCCUAUCACUAACUUCAUCAAAGUUUCGAACCAGUUAACGAACUUCGUCGCUUAUAUGAUUUUGAGAAAGGACGAUGCAAAGAAGAGAGUGAGGGCAAUCAGAUACUUUGUUCAAGUGGCCGAGAAAUGUCGUCAGUACAAUAACUUCUCGUCAAUGACGGCUAUCAUUUCAGCUCUUUAUUCAUCACCUAUCCAUCGUCUUAAGAAGACCUGGGCAUAUGUAUCUCGAGACAUUCUUACGCAGCUUCACAACAUGAACAGGCUUAUGAAUUCUACGAGAAAUUUCAACGAGUACAGAGAUGUUCUCAAGUUCAUCGGAUCCGAGCCAUGUGUGCCUUUCUUUGGUGUGUACUUGAGUGACUUGACUUUCAUCUACCACGGAAAUCCACAAUACUUGUUGAACCGUACCAGAAUGAUUAAUUUUGCUAAGAGAUCGAAGACGGUUGAGAUUGUUGAAGGUAUUGACAGAUUCCAAAAAAUCGGUUAUAACUUCCAAAGUGUCAGUGAAAUCCAAAAGUACCUCGACCUUUGGUUCGAUAAGUGCCCUUCAAUUGAAGAACAAUACCAAUUGUCAUUGAAUUUGGAGCCACGUGAGGUUAUUGACCGCAGCAGGACAAAGAAGAAGAAUGAAAAAGACGAAUCAGGUGGUCAGCUGCAGCCGAAACUGGCGGUGAACUCCUUCUCGGAAAACGUUGCAAACUCCCUUAAUGAAAUAGGCGAGCCCCAGAGUAAAAGUAUAGAGAAUAUUAGACAACUUAAGAAUGGAUCCAGCAUAUUGAACACCAAAACCCCAGAUCCCCAAGAACUUCUACAACCAGGAGAUGAACCCGAGUCCACAAACUCCAGCCAGGUCCAAUUAACCAAGGAGAACACUCCUUCUGGUGAUAAACCAACUGGGACAAGCCCUGCUGGAGAUAGUCCUGCUCCUGCUCCUUCCCCUUCUCCUAUAGCCACUUCGGGUCCCUUGAAAGACAUUGACAUGGAACAAUUACCCCCAGCAGUAAAACUCAAACUCAAUAAGUUCGUCAGAUAUGAAGAUAAGUACCCGAAGCUUUUCGAUGCCUAUAAGACAGAGAAGCGUAAAGCCAGUCUUGUUGAUGCAUUCGGUGAUGUUCUUCGAGAGUACACACCAGUUACACUGAUUGCUGAUGCUGGAGAGCUAGUGGAGUAUUUGCAGAGUAUACAUGACAAGACUAAGAUUGCUGAACAAGAACUAAGGAAGAAAACGACAGAGGCAUCGCAAUUGGCGAGACGUCUUGCUGAUGCAGAAAAGACUGUGAGGUAUACUGAAGAGUCGCUUGAUAAGGCUCUGAAAGGCAAGGAGUCGCUCAAUGCCAGAAUUGAAUCACUACUGCGUGAAUUGCAAAGAGUUAAGGCUGAGAAUGAGAAUAGGACGGAAAAUACUGAGGGUGGAGCCGAUCCAGAGCUUCAGAAGUCUGUCGAUUCUCUUAAGGAACAGCUCGGCUCAACGCAAGCUGAAUUAGACGAGCUUGUCGAACAGAAGAAAACUUUCACUAAGGACCUUGAAUCUCAGAAGGAAAAGACAGAAGCUCUUACCAAAGAGGUCGAUACAUUAAAAUCCGAGAAGCAAGCUGCUUUGGACGAACUCGAAUCGCUGAACUCCAAGCAUGACGCACUUUCUAAAGAGCUUGAAUCUCUUAAGGCGGAAAAGGAAGCUCUUCAAAAGGAUAAAGAAUCUCUUGAGCGUGAAAAGCAGACUCUUCAAGCUACCGUCGACGAUUUGGAAAAGAAGCUUACAGAUUUAAACAAGCAACUUGAGGAGGUCAAGGUUGAAAGGGAUGAGGCAAAAUCAAACGCUAGUGCGGCCCCUGAAUCCCCGUCUACUGCUGCACCUGCUCAACAGACGCAGCAACGUGCUGGAGGCAACAAGAAGAAGAAGAACAAGAAGAACAAAGGUCAACAGAACGCUGCGGUAGCUACGGAGCCAGCUGCUGUCUCUACUGAAGCUGACAAUGGCUCAUCUGAAUGGGAAUCUAAAUACAACGAGCUCUCGCUGAAGUAUGAUGCCCUUGUUAAUGAGAAGGAUUCACUUGCUGCAGAACUUAGCCUUUCUCGAAAGGCUGUUGAAGCUAAGGACGAGGAGAUCGAACUCUUGAAAGACCUGUUGAGAGAUAUUGGAGAUGAGUUAGUUACAGCUAAGGAUGAACUCAAGAACCUUAACCUGGACAAUUCUACCAAGGAGAAACUCCAGAAGUAUGAUGAUCUCGAAAAACAGGCCGAAGAAGCAUCAGCUCAGCUUGAAAAGCUCAAGAGGGACUCAGAAGACCAGGUGAAGAAGAUGAAGGCUGAGUUGACCGAACAAGUCGAGAAAGCAAAGAGUGAAUCUUUGGCAAGUGCAGAGAAGCAGCAGGAAGAUACUAAAGCAGAAAUCGAGAAGCUCAAACUGGAAUCUCAAAAAUCCUCAGGAACUAUCAAAGAUUUGAGAACCCAACUCACAACUGUCAAUAAAGAAUUAGAUGGUUCUAAGAAGGAGAUCGAGAGCUUGCAUCAAGAGAAAGCUAAGUUGAACCUGAGAAUAGAUGAGCUUUCAAAGGCAAAGAGCAUGGAUUCUUCCUUAAAACUUGAAAUUGCUUCAUUGCAAUCUUCGGUCUCACACAAGGACGAGUUAAUCAAGGAAUACAGAGACGAGUCUGAGAAGCGUGUUAAGGAAAGAGAUACUUUGAGGGCUACUAUUUCGCAACUUGAAAAUUCUAACUCCAGUUUACAAAGCAGUAACAAAAGCCUCGUUCAAGAAAAGUCUAACCUCAUUAAUGAGAAGGAGAAUACUACCCAACGCAUCAAUUCUUUGAAUUCUGAGCUUUCUAAGCUUCAGGUUAGUAAGCAUGAGGUGGCAAGCGAACUCGACGGUUUGAAGACGAAGUAUGACUCCAUGGUCAAGAACAAGGCCACUUCUUCCGACGAGGUUCAGUCUUAUAAGCAGCAGUAUGACGAGCUUAGUAUGAAACUGAAGGAGGCACAACUUAGAAUUGACACUUUGGAAGACGAACUUUCGGAAGCAAAACUGAUGCUUCAAGAAAGAACAAGGGAAUCUUCUACAAUUAGAAAGCUUCUUAUUGAGGCGGAGGAGAGGAAUAAUAUUGAGUGCGCUAACCUCAAGAAUGAGAUCCGGUCUAUCAAUGAAGAAAAGCUGGAGCUUGAGUCUUCCCUCCAAGGCUCAAUCAAGCAGAGACAAAGAGAAAUUGAAGACUUGAAAGCCAAAUCUUCGGAGUCUGCUAAGAAGAUUAAGGAGUUAUUGGAGCAGAUUGAUGCUCUCAAGAAGAAGUAUGAACCUUUGAUUAAUGAGGCUGCAAUCUCUCCCGAAGCCGCCAAGAAGACCAAGGACUUGGAAAAUACCAUUGACGAAUUGCGCAGCUCUCUCCAGUCCUCGAGUUCUAAGGUGAAAGAGUAUGAGAAUUUGAACCGUGUUCUCAAAAAGUUGAACGAGGAGUCCUCCUUGAAGUUCGAGCGUCUCCUGAAGAACUACAAGCAUGUGACGCAGCAGUAUCGCCAGAUGCAAAGCACCAAGGCUACACCUCCAGAGUCCACUAGAAGCUCUUCUGAACAGCCUCCUGCUGCUGCGGCUCCACCUGAUAAGGACACCAAUACUGCGUACCUCAAGAAUGUUCUUUUUGGAUUCUUUGAGCACAAGGAACAACGCGAGCAACUUUUGCCGGUGGUCAAGACUCUUUUCCAACUCGAUGAUGCCGACGAAGCUAAAUUAAUGAACGCCUUGAAAUAG